UCAAGUCGUCAAGCUUUGAAAAAAUAUGUCCAAUCAAACUACGAUAUCAAAGCAGCUAAUUUCGAUGCUUUAUUCAAUGCCGCUUUAAGAAAAGGGGUGGAAACCGGUGAUUUCGCCCAACCAAAAGGUCCUUCUGGACCAACCAAAGUCGCUAAAAAGGAAAAA
Messenger RNA from Hyphopichia burtonii NRRL Y-1933, 165 nucleotides. RefSeq names its product histone (gene HHO1). Gene Ontology annotation, cellular component: nucleosome. Gene Ontology annotation, biological process: nucleosome assembly. Gene Ontology annotation, molecular function: DNA binding. The transcript has a single exon. The record is from RefSeq and is a predicted model, not a curated record. Lineage: Eukaryota; Fungi; Ascomycota; Pichiomycetes; Serinales; Debaryomycetaceae. The annotation marks the transcript as partial.